Messenger RNA from Trichoderma asperellum CBS 433.97, 423 nucleotides. RefSeq lists its product as uncharacterized. Gene Ontology annotation, molecular function: catalytic activity. The record is from RefSeq and is a predicted model, not a curated record. NCBI's taxonomy places the organism in Eukaryota, Fungi, Ascomycota, Sordariomycetes, Hypocreales, Hypocreaceae.
AUGCCAGAUCCUGAAAAGAUUUCCUGGCUCUACCAUGAUACUGGUGAGGCAGACCAGCCCAUCAGCCAGAACAUGGCGAUAGAGGGAGCAACUUUUGUCAUCUGUUCAUCGCAGAUUCUAACAGAGGAAGGCUUGAAAAAGGACAGCAUCCUGGCAGGAAAUCCCGUCACCAAAGUGCCUGGCGGCGGCUUUUCUCACAGUUUCGGCCUUGACGGAAGUCCACUGUGCGAACCGAUCGGCGAUGGCGAGGAGGGGAAUUUCAAGGCCGAUAUCUCUCUCAGCGACAUCACCAAAGCUAAAAUAUCCAUCGAUGUUGUUGGCCAUUCUUCUCGGCCAGAUAUGCUUAGUCUCUUGGUUAAUACAAAAGCGGGCAAAACUCGUCACGAUGAUGGAUAUGUAGGCAGGAAUCUAGAGCUUGGUUGA